Carya illinoinensis is the source of this 3329-nucleotide messenger RNA. RefSeq names its product plasma membrane ATPase 1-like. The record is from RefSeq and is a predicted model, not a curated record. Gene Ontology annotation, molecular function: ATP binding; ATP hydrolysis activity; P-type proton-exporting transporter activity. The transcript is spliced from 21 exons. Gene Ontology annotation, biological process: regulation of intracellular pH; proton export across plasma membrane. The coding region runs from base 406 to 3180 and encodes 924 amino acids. Gene Ontology annotation, cellular component: plasma membrane. NCBI's taxonomy places the organism in Eukaryota, Viridiplantae, Streptophyta, Magnoliopsida, Fagales, Juglandaceae.
CUGGAACGGAUGAAUCAUAGGAGCGUACCACCCGCCCAGUGCAUAAUCUACUUCGAGUUAAAACUUCUUAACCCGCAGCAAAAGGACAACAAUCGUGUCGAGAAACUCAGAAAGCUGCCAACUUUAAGGUUAAGAGAGAGAAAACAUUGGUGAGAUAAAACAGAGUGGCAAGAGAAAUAGACUACACCGUCGAGAGAUGACACGCAGUGCUCUGUUUUUUCAUUGAUUGCUCACGGUGAUUUUCACGCUCUUCUAGUUUCUACUUCAAUUUGGUAGUGCACCUGAAAAUCAAGGGGCUUGCGAUGGAUAACAAGGCUGAAGUUUUGGAGCCUGUGCUAAAAGAAGCCGUGGAUUUGGAGAACGUACCAAUUGAAGAGGUUUUUCAGACGUUGAGGUGCAAUAAAGAUGGUCUCACAACAGGGGCUGCUCAGGAGAGGUUGGCCAUUUUCGGCUACAACAAGCUUGAGGAAAAAAAGUUCACAGGAAAGUAAGAUAUUGAAGUUCUUGGGCUUUAUGUGGAAUCCUCUCUCAUGGGUCAUGGAAGCCGCAGCCAUAAUGGCCAUUGCGCUAGCCAAUGGAGGAGGAAAACCUCCUGAUUGGCAAGAUUUUGUUGGAAUCACAGUUCUGCUGCUUAUCAAUUCAACUAUAAGUUUUAUAGAGGAGAACAAUGCUGGUAAUGCUGCUGCUGCUCUCAUGGCCUGUCUCGCUCCCAAAGCGAAGGUCCUUAGAGAUGGGAGGUGGAUUGAGGAGGACGCAUCUAUUCUUGUUCCUGGUGAUGUAAUUAGUGUCAAGCUUGGGGACAUUAUUCCUGCAGAUGCUCGCCUCCUUGAUGGCGAUCCCUUGAAAAUUGAUCAGUCUGCACUUACAGGGGAGUCCCUUCCUGUGACAAAAGGCCCUGGUGAUAGUGUUUAUUCAGGUUCUAUAUGCAAACAGGGGGAAAUUGAAGCAGUGGUCAUUGCUACUGGUGUUCAUACCUUCUUUGGAAAGGCUGCUCACCUUGUAGAUUCUACAAAUCAAGUGGGGCACUUUCAGAAGGUCCUGACUGCCAUUGGGAACUUCUGUAUAUGUACAAUUGUUUUGGGGAUGAUAAUAGAGAUCAUCGUCAUGUUCCCAAUUCAACACCAGCCAUAUCGUCCAGGAAUCGACAAUCUGCUGGUGCUUCUUAUCGGAGGAAUUCCUAUUGCCAUGCCCACAGUUUUGUCGGUGACUAUGGCAAUUGGAUCCCAUCGUUUAGCUGAGCAGGGAGCUAUUACCAAAAGAAUGACAGCAAUAGAGGAAAUGGCGGGGAUGGAUGUGCUUUGCAGUGACAAAACUGGGACUUUGACACUGAACAAGCUUACCGUUGACAAGAAUCUUAUAGACGUCUUUGUAAAGGGAGUAGACACAAAUACUGUCAUUCUGAUGGCGGCUCGAGCAUCCCGAGUCGAAAAUCAAGAUGCAAUAGAUGCUGCUAUAGUGGGAAUGUUGGGUGAUCCAAAGGAGGCUAGAGUUGGAAUUCAAGAGGUCCACUUCCUUCCAUUCAACCCAACCGAUAAGCGAACAGCUCUAACAUAUGUUGACAGUGAAGGUAAAAUGCAUCGGGUCAGCAAAGGGGCACCAGAGCAGAUUUUGAAUCUUGUACACAAUAAAUCAGAAAUAGAAUGCAGAGUUCAUGCCAUGAUAGAUAAAUUUGCAGAAAGGGGAUUACGUUCUCUUGCAGUAGCAUAUCAGGAAGUUCCUGAUGGAAGGAAGGAGAGCCAAGGAGGGCGAUGGCAAUUUAUUGGUGUCAUGCCCCUAUUUGACCCGCCAAGACAUGAUAGUGCAGAGACAAUACGAAGGGCAUUGGAUCUUGGGGUAAAUGUUAAAAUGAUCACAGGUGAUCAAUUAGCAAUAGCAAAGGAAACCGGACGCCGCCUGGGAAUGGGAACAAACAUGUACCCUUCCUCUGCAUUGCUGGGACAGAACAAGGAUGAGUCAAUGGCAGCUUUGCCGGUAGAUGAUCUUAUUGAAAAAGCUGAUGGGUUUGCUGGUGUUUUCCCUGAGCACAAAUAUGAGAUUGUGAAACGUUUGCAAGCUAGGAAGCAUAUCUGCGGGAUGACUGGUGAUGGAGUCAAUGAUGCUCCUGCUCUGAAAAAGGCUGACAUUGGCAUAGCUGUUGCUGAUGCAACUGAUGCAGCUCGCAGUGCUUCUGACAUUGUCCUGACUGAACCUGGUCUUAGUGUUAUAAUUAGUGCGGUACUGACUAGUCGGGCAAUAUUCCAAAGGAUGAAAAAUUACACGAUUUAUGCAGUUGCCAUUACAAUCCGUAUUGUGCUUGGUUUUAUGUUACUUGCUCUCAUAUGGCAGUUCGACUUCCCACCAUUCAUGGUGCUGAUUAUUGCUGUCCUUAAUGAUGGUACCAUUAUGACAAUAUCAAAGGAUAGGGUGAAGCCGUCUCCUCAGCCUGAUAGCUGGAAGCUGGCAGAGAUCUUUACAACUGGAAUCAUUCUCGGCAGUUAUUUGGCUAUGAUGACAGUCAUCUUCUUUUGGGCAGCAUACAAGGCAGACUUCUUUCCUCGUACAUUUGGGGUUUCAAGCCUUCAGCAGAAGGAUGCAGAUGACUUUAGAAAGCUUGCCUCAGCAGUGUACCUGCAAGUCAGUACCAUUAGUCAGGCUCUUAUAUUUGUGACACGAUCCCGGACUUGGUCUUUUUGUGAGCGACCUGGAUUUUUGCUUGUAGCAGCUUUUGUUAUUGCUCAGCUGGUUGCCACACUGAUUGCUGUCUAUGCAAACUGGAGCUUUGCUGCAAUUGAAGGGAUUGGAUGGGGAUGGGCUGGUGUUAUUUGGCUCUAUAACCUAAUCUCUUACAUCCCACUUGAUUUCAUCAAGUUCUUUAUCCGAUAUGCCCUGAGUGGGAGGGCUUGGGAUCUUGUUAUUGAGCAAAGGAUUGCCUUCACAAGGAAAAAGGAUUUCGGGAAGGAAGAACGGGAGCUCAAAUGGGCACAUGCACAAAGAACACUCCAUGGUUUGCACCCACCUGAAACCAAAAUGUUCAGUGAACGCACAAGUUACACCGAACUUAAUCAGAUGGCUGAAGAGGCCAAACGACGAGCUGAGAUUGCUAGAAUCAGAGAAUUGCACACACUGAAAGGGCAUGUGGAGUCGGUGGUGAGAAUGAAGGGCCUUGACAUAGACACAAUUCAGCAAUCAUACACCGUGUGAUGGAUCAUACACUUAUGAUUCCGCAUGUUAUAUACCUUUAGUGUCAAUGCUUGAAACAGAAAAGCUGUAGUUUGUGAUCCUAAUAUAUAAACCAUAACCCACCUGAGUAUAUAUCAUCAUAUGUAUUUACUUUUGCCUGCUUCCUUGUA